AUGCCACGUAAGCUACGUAAGAAUAUACGUAAGAGGAAGGGAGCAUUGAAACAUCCAAUAGUAAAACUGACACCACAACAACAGUUGCAACAACAAAUGAUGAAUGACCCCACUAUGUUGCAACAAAUGUCAAGCAACCCUAUGCUUUUAAACCGAGUUAUUGGUGCACAGAGUGGAGGUUUAAGAGCGGCACUUUUAGCGAAAAUGGCAGGCUAUGGUGGAGCUGCAGACGGAACAGCUUAUAACCCUCAAAGUCAAAUGAAUUUGAGUUCACUCAAAAAUCAAAUAACAGAUGUCAAAAAGUCAAACAUAGACAUACAGAAACAAAUAAGUGAAAACGAAAAGAAACUAGAAUAUGACAGACAGACAAAGAAACUAAAUGAGUUAAACGUAGAGAAAAAGAAGAAAGAAGAACAACUGAAAG
Trichomonas vaginalis G3 is the source of this 424-nucleotide messenger RNA. Its product is annotated as protein of unknown function, DUF4106 family. The annotation marks the transcript as partial. NCBI's taxonomy places the organism in Eukaryota, Parabasalia, Trichomonadida, Trichomonadidae. The record is from RefSeq and is a predicted model, not a curated record. The transcript has a single exon.